AUGUCAGGAAGUGAUCUGCUGUCUGAAGGGCGCUAUGGCUCCGUGGUUGCUGCUCGUUCUUAUCCAGCCUUCAACAGUUUCACACACGUUGAGCCACGUUCAUGUGUUAUCAAAACAUCGAAUAUUGGCAGUAUCCUGGACGACGUGUUACACGGUAGACGUGAUGCCGAAGAAGCUCUUGAGGAAAAAGUAGACCGGCUUAUUCGUCGUGUACUUAUGGAAGCUUAUAUACUGAAUAGAGUUCGUCAUUCAAAUAUAAUGCAUGCGCAUGCGACUGUGGUCAACGAGCAUGCAAUCUGCCUGCAGCUGGUACUACCACGAUUGUACCAGCUGGAACAACUGAUUGACAAAUACAGGCGCGACAAGGAGGGAGAGGUUAUGCUUGUUCUUAAGUGA
Gongylonema pulchrum is the source of this 396-nucleotide messenger RNA. The record is from the annotation of a GenBank genome assembly. Lineage: Eukaryota; Metazoa; Nematoda; Chromadorea; Rhabditida; Gongylonematidae.